AUGCUUGACGAUAUCAGGCCAGAUUGGAGACGUAAUAAGGCAUUACAAGCGAAAUCUGUACCAAUCGACUAUAAUCAAUCUCUACGAUAUACAGAUCAUGAUUAUUGGACUCCAAUAGGAAUUAAUAAGAACGAUUUUGAAAGCAUUUAUAAUCAAAUUUGUAUGCGAAAUACUCUCAAUCGUUCCAUUCAAAUGGCAGUUGGCUGUCUUCUAACAAAACUCAGAUUGGGUCCGAGUAAUGAUGUUUUAGCAACUCUUUUCUCAUUUAGUAGCAAACGUAUUGUUGGAAAGGUUAUAGAAAGUGCUCGGCAAUCAUUAGUUAAGCAUUUCGUACCUAAGUACCUGGGUUUUCAACAUAUCUGUCGAGAGAUAACAAUCCAAAAUCAUCCAAGAACAUUGGCUAAAUAUCUUCUCACUGGCGGUAGAAAUUCAGCCGUUCUUAUUUUAUAUGGAACCUAUCUAUAUAGUCAAAAGAGUGCGUGUAAUCUACUACAACGUAGAUUGUUCAGCAUGCAUAAAUCACGUCCACUCAUAAAACCUACGAUGUAUGUUGCUACAGAUGGGUACAUAUGUUGUACUAUUGGCCCAUAUUUUACUGAUUGGCAGAAUAAUGAUGCUAAUAUUAUGCAGCAUAUUCUUCAUACUAAUGAGAAGGAAAUAUUAAGUUGGCUUAAGUAG
Messenger RNA from Rotaria sp. Silwood2, 678 nucleotides. Lineage: Eukaryota; Metazoa; Rotifera; Eurotatoria; Philodinida; Philodinidae. The record is from the annotation of a GenBank genome assembly.